AACUAUAAAGUGGUGAAGAGAGAAGAAGAAGAAGAAGAAGAAGAAAUGACAGUGUUAGCAGGGAUCGGGUAUGGUUUAAUAGCAUUAGGACCUUCCCUUUCACUCUUCAUUUCUGUCAUCUCCAAGAAACCAUUCUUGAUCCUCACUGUCCUCUCCAGUACACUGUUAUGGCUUAUAAGUCUGAUUGUGCUGUCUGGAGUCUGGAGGGCUUUUCUUCCUUUGCAAACAAAAGCAUGGUGGCCCUAUGCUUUGCUUAUUCUUUCUUCUGUUUGUUUCCAAGAAGCUCUCCGUCUUCUUUUCUGGAAAGUUUACCAGCGGUUGGAGAAUAUUUUGGAUAGUUUUGCUGACAGGCUUUCAAAACCACCAUUAUUUCUGACAGAUAAGAUGCUAAUUGCUAUGGCUGGUGGUUUAGGUCAUGGUGUAGCCCAUGCUGUGUUCUUUUGUCUUAGCCUCUUAACACCGGCGUUUGGCCCAGCAACCUACUUCGUAGAUAGUUGUUCACGUAUUCCAUUUUUCCUUGUUUCUGCUAUGAUUGCUCUUGCAUUUGUUACAAUUCAUACUUUCUCAAUGGUCAUUGCAUUUAAUGGGUAUGCUGAAGGGAAUAAAGUGGACCAAAGUUUUGCCCCCAUAGUUCAUCUUGUUGCAGGAUUGGUGACACUGGAGAAUUCAGCAUCUGGGGGUUGCAUUGUUGGCAUUCCUCUUCUCUAUUUUAUCGCAGUCUUGACAUUGUUGCAUUGUGGGAAAAUGGUGCGGAGAAGAUUAACAGAAAACAGAAGAGCACAAGGCAGCUCAUAGUCGGCUCAAUGUUGUAAAUGUAAAAACCAGAGGAUCAAAGACCGGGAAAUACUUUUGCAGAUGAAACAGAUCAUUUGUAACUCUGUACAUCUCGUAUUUGAGAUUUGCAUCUAAAAUCUUCUCAGGUGUUUCUGUGCAGCUUGCAAUCCUACAAUGAAUAUGUUUUGCAGGCAGUAACUACUAAAUCCUGAAUUGAGCUCAAUGAUAGUUCUUAGCAAAUAAGACAUUCAAAGUAGAGAAGCCUUAGGAUUUGCUCUCUCAUGUUUAGACUCCUAACAGUUUAUAUAGUUAAGACCUGCAAAAAAACUGCAUUUCUCAUAAUGAACUGAUUGCAAUCACUAAAAAUUUGUUUGUUCCUGUAAAAUAGUUUAAGUGAUUUUAUUUGAA
Messenger RNA from Mercurialis annua (annual mercury), 1182 nucleotides. RefSeq names its product gamma-secretase subunit APH1-like. The transcript is spliced from 6 exons. Gene Ontology annotation, biological process: protein processing; positive regulation of catalytic activity. Gene Ontology annotation, cellular component: membrane; endoplasmic reticulum; gamma-secretase complex. The record is from RefSeq and is a predicted model, not a curated record. Lineage: Eukaryota; Viridiplantae; Streptophyta; Magnoliopsida; Malpighiales; Euphorbiaceae. Gene Ontology annotation, molecular function: protein-macromolecule adaptor activity. The coding region runs from base 46 to 795 and encodes 249 amino acids.